Molecule: messenger RNA, 4572 nt
Organism: Pocillopora meandrina
Lineage: Eukaryota; Metazoa; Cnidaria; Anthozoa; Scleractinia; Pocilloporidae
Source: the annotation of a GenBank genome assembly
GGUUCAUCGAGGAAUUCCUCUUUUACCUCUGUGAAGCAGGUAUGUACUGUUGUUUACAUAUUUGAUCAGGUUAUAUUUUCCUAGCGACAGAGGAAGCCUGUUUAAAUAGGAAACUGAAUUAUGCACCAUUUACAUGCAUUUGAACACAGUUUCCGAGAAGACACUUUCUGUUAAAGAAGUACGUUAAAUUAAGGAAAAAAUGGCCCUCAGCAUUUUCAUGGAGUACUUUUGAUAAAUGUUUUCUUACUACUCACUACACAGAAGCUGUAAAGAAUAGCUCUUGUGUUUCCAUCCAGGUCAAAUGAAAUAUUUCUGAUUGGAAGUAAUUUCUGUCCUUAAAAUAUUCAAGAUGGAAAAUACUCAAUUUUGUUUUUUGAUAAUUUAUGGUUUACUGUUUUUACCGCUUGAAGUUUUAUUGCAGCAGAGGAGUUUCCCCAAGCAAAGUACUUCAGAUAGACAAAAGAAAGAAUUCAGUAUGGAGCCUUAUAGGGAAAAUGAUGAUUUCUCAGUGGCUACCAACAUAAAUAUACCUCUUGCUAUAGAUUCUAAUUCUGAGAACGGGUCUGCCACAGAGGAAAUCAGAACUGAAGUGGAUCACAAUUCUCCAAAGCACUUUGAGCCUGAUUCUAAUCCUUUAAAGCCAAACAAGUCUCACAAUGCAAGUAACAGAGAGAAGCAAGUACUAGCUGUCUGUGUACCUCGAUUUGUUCAAAAUAGUAGAAUUGUGAUCAUCUUUAUUGAUGCAUGCCAGGCAGUUUUAAAGAUCUGGGGGUCGUACAGUAAUUUGCAGCACUUGUUGAGAAAGCAUGGAAUCAACACACAUAGAUUCAGCCAAUCAGAAUUGAGUAAAUUAAAGAGCAUGGGGGCAGUGGACAUGCAGGUGAAACUAUGCUCAUUUAUCAGUGACAAAGAUUUUCAUCAAAUACUUAUGAAGUAUGAUGAAAUUUGCAACACAGAUAAAGCCAAGUUUAUACACUUUUUGACUCCAGUUGAAAUCAGUGAUAAUCAUUCAGGCUCUGCAAAUGUUCAAGGUGUGCAGAGCAAGACUGGAAACGAUAAAAAUUCCAACAUCACUUUGCCAUCACAAAAUGCCAUUUCCUCAUUGCAUAGGAUUCAUGUAUAUAUGAUCGAAAACCAGGAAGUUAUAACCUUAUCUGAAUUAAAUUCCUUGUUUGUGCAUUUUGAGAGGCCAGACCUUUCACUCCAAGUUCUAUCAACCUUAGAAAUAACUGUCAGUAUGUUUAUGUCCAAUAAGCUGGAGAGAGUAGGAAUUCCCACUGCCAUUACUGAUGGUGACUGUACAAGAUUGUUUAUUAAUAAGAAGGAUUUUGAUAGAAUUCUGCAAUACACUACAGCUUUCCUUAACCAAAAUCCACCAAAAAUUGUAUGGAUACAUUUAAAUGAAUCACAUUUAUUUAGCAAGGGACAAAGAUCAAACAGUGUUGCAGGGUAUGACAAGCCUGAGGCUGUUGAUUCAUUGAAUAAAUCUGGUGAUUGUAUUGAGAAUUUCAACUUGAAUGCCUGUCAAAGUGAAAUCAGUGCUAAAGCUUACAGAGCUAGCUUGCAAAGUGGCCUGGGUAAGAAAGAUGAAAUGGAUGAUUUGUCAGACAUGCUGCAUGUUGUGCCACAAAGUGGAAGUCCCCCAAUGUCACAAGGAGGUGGCACAAAUAGAUGCAGAUAUGUAAUUCGUACCUGUUGUGUUAAUGAUGAGGUUGUUGUUUGCAUUCCUGAUCUUCAAAAGGCUGUUAUUGACAUCUUUAAACAGUGUGCGCAAGUGGGAAAUUAUAUGCACCGCCUUAACAUUCCAACAAAAAGGUUUGAACGAGUUUUCUUGCAGCGGCUAAAAUCACACAAUAUUCUGAGUUCGAGAGCAAAACUGUGCACCUACAUCACCAAGACUGAUGCUGAAAGGUUAUUGCAAAUGUACCAUGUAAGUCAUUGUGACAAUGGAGACAAAAUUCUACAAAACAUUGAAUGGAGUGAGCCAAUCAAUUUAGAAGAUGCAGUCAACAAUGUCUGCGGAGACAGUCAAAGGCAUCUGGUUGAACAUGGUGGCCAAGAAACUUUGAAAAUUCCUUUGUUCAUUGUAAAUGAUCAGAUUGUUGUGUCAAUGCCUGAUGUUCACAAAGUUGUGCAGCUUUUGAGCGGCCAAAGUGUCCAGUUGCAGUACAAUCUUCAGAAGUUAGGAAUUGUCAAGUAUAAGUAUCCUUACAAUGACAUUUGUCAACUGAAAGUUCUGACCCAGAUGAAAAGGCCAAGUUUGUGCUCAUACAUCACUAAGUCAGAUGUUGAUAAGGUGUUGAAGUUUUACAUCACACCAGAAAAUGAAACCAGGUUGCAACUGAUUGAGUGGCAGACUCCAAUAGAAGUGGAAAGUGUGGCCUGCAGCUCAGUAUCUAGUGGAAUUUCAAGUGUAGAUGCUGAGUCCAUCAGCACAGAGAACAAUGAUGUAAAUCCUGCAGAUGGUGAGACAUGUGACAUGUAUUCCUUUCCAGAUCUUUUCAAAGCCUUUGUCAGUGAUGACUCAGAAUCUGUGGAUAGCUUUAAUGAUGAUGAUGAUGAUGAUGAUGAUGACUUGCCAGAGACAUUGUUCCACCCCUCAUUGCCAUCACCAUCCUCAAGGGCUGGCGCCACCAACCCUUUACAGUCUACUCAAAUCACUUUCUACACAAGUGAUAAGGUGAAUUCUCCUGGUGAUCAGUUACAUCCAAUUAAACCAUUGUUCUCAAACAAUCAGUUGCCACCAUUACAUCUUCCUGGCAGACAUGAUAGAGAUGUCAACCAAGUAGGACUGGAUGUCAAUCAAAGAAGUCAGGUCAAUGUUGUGGAUAUGACAAGAUGUUGGAGCUGUGACACUCCAUCUUGUACCAAGAUGCAUCCAAGCAACAUCUUAGGAAAUAGUACUGUCACAACGUGUAAAAGUAUUCAUUCAAAAAUUUCAAGUGAUAAUGGAGCAAGCCAGACUCUUCCAGGUACUUCAGUAAAGUUUACAAACUGUGGUAAGCCCUCUGGAUAAAUUAUUAGACAGUGUAACUGUAUGUGAUUGCUCAGUUGUCUGCUUGUCUAUCUUUUUGCUUUCAUAUUAUUCCUUUGUUUGUCUGUCUCACUUUCUGCUCAUUUAGCAAUGGAAUGGUUGGUUGUUUUCCAGGGGUGAGUUAGCCUCCAUCUUCUUGUAAGCCUCUCAGCUUAGUUAGGAUUUGAUUGGUUGCUUGCUUGCCAAGAGUUUGUGUGUUUGUGUCUUUCUGUUAGUCUGAAUAAAGGGGGUAAGUUUCUAAACAAACUGUGGUGCUACCUUGCUAGGGAGUAUUACAAGAGAAUUUGGUUUUAUCAACUGAAUUGAUAACGUAAGUUGGCCACUAUAAAGAGGAACUCUUUCCAAUGGCCAAUCUAUGUUAUCAACUCAGAGUCAGUAAAACCAAUUUUCUGUCAUUCAGUCUCAUCUGUUCUUUAGCUAUGAAGGCCUACUUCUUUCCUUUUUUGCUGUGUACCUGCCUUUUGGUGUGACUCUGUUAAUCUGUUGGUCUGUUUCUCUCUGACUGCCUGCUUGUCAACCCUUCAGCUCACUUUGUAAUCAGUUGCUUGGCUGUUGUGUUGGUCUUUGUGUGUCUGUGGAGACGUGCUUUCCUGGUUUUUUUCCAUCCCUGUUUACUUAGUGUGUUAGUGUGGUAAAGGAAAGCAUUGUAAAUAUUAAUGUUAAAAUUUUUUUUUCAGACUGUAGCCAUCAUAGCUGCAAAAGAACCAGGGAGGUUUUAGUCAGUGAUGGUGCAUGGAUGGAACAGUUGGCUAAAAAACACAGGGGUAAUUUGAAACCUGUACGGCUGUCUUAAGUUGUAAUAUCUUAAUUUUAUAACAGUUCAGGCAGAUACAUUGUACUUGAUCAAUGCUUAAAAACAUUCUUCUUGAUUUUGCAGCAGACCACAAUGACCUUCUGAAAACCUUGCAGCGCAAAGAAACAGAACUGAACAUUUUAUAUGGUAAAUGAUAUAAGAAUUCCUUACCCAGAAAACGUUGCAAGCAAAAGGAAAUUGAUCAGCCCUUGAAUAGACCCAAAAUUGUUCUCUAAUAAAGGAGGCUAGAUUAAGGGAAGGAAGGGAAAAAUCGAAAAAUUUUUACUGAUCAAUGACAGACUUUUCUUUAAAGAAUAUUUCAGGCUGUAGAAGACUAAAAAUUGAUCUUCUUUGAUUUAGUUUGUUGAAGUAAAUAAUGUUGUUAUAAUUCUGCUUUUCUUAAGACGCAUAUCAGGAACAAAUAAAGCGGGAGAGGAAGCAAAGGCUGGCAGUGCAGCGAGAAUUGGAUCAAGUGAAGAGUACGUACUCGAUAUUGAUCAUAUUAAACUGAGAAAGAAAUCUGCGUUCCUUUCCUUGCGCGUCUCGCACUCGCUUCACGUAUUUCUUAGGCUUGUUACUUAGUUCGAUUUUUACGAUGUUAAAUUGACAGCUUUUUUGUUUGGUCUGGGCAGAUUCCAAUGCGGAACUGCUACAAAACAUCGAAAGAAGGGAAGUAGAAAUGAAGAUUUUGCACGGUAAGCUGGUGUCUUCUCCAGGCUCUUUUCUUUACAACAAUCUAGAAUAA